AUGAAAGGAUCUAUUGCAACAAGGACUAUUUUCUACUUUGCAGCAGCAGCAGCAGCAACACAUGGUGCCAUGUUUCUCGGUGCAUCGGCCCUACUGAUUCCAGACCACCAAACAGCGUCAAGUGGAUCAUCAAAUUCUCAUCCAUCCAGAGCGACGGUUAGGGUGCAGCAGUCUUCUACGUUUGCCGACUCGUCCUAUUACUUUCCUCAACAUCGACAGAGAGAAGUAGCUACGAGACCACAAAGCAUGGAACUCGUUGAUCAAGUGCGACACGAUGCCGAAGUCAGCUUUUCCAUUUUCGACGUCAAUGGCCGUGGCAGUAUUUCGCUAGAAGAAUUCUCGAAUCAUUUGGUGAAGCGAAUUGGAUACGGGGCUUCUUUUGUGAAUCAGUUGUUUGAGGGAAUGGAUGCCAAUCACGACGGUAGCAUUUCGCACAGUGAGUUUCGUACCCUGUAUCUGGCAGUUCCAUCCCUUUGGACCCUCCCUGGGAUUGGACAAGAAGAGGUGGAAGAGUCUUUGGUUUGCGCCCAGCAAACGAGAAUUCAAUGA
Cylindrotheca closterium is the source of this 549-nucleotide messenger RNA. NCBI's taxonomy places the organism in Eukaryota, Bacillariophyta, Bacillariophyceae, Bacillariales, Bacillariaceae. The record is from the annotation of a GenBank genome assembly.